AUGUUAGCUCCUGCCAUCACAGGGCGCAACUGGGGUGCCGACUCUAAAACUCUCAGAACUACUUACAUGGCCCUAAUAAGGCCUAUUCUAGAAUACGGCUAUCCAGUCUACAACUGUGCCUCAAACACCAACUUACAAAAGCUUGAAAGGGUACAGCUUAGUGCGGCUUGUAUUAUUACAGGACUUCGUAACAGUUGCCCAAAUGAGAUAGUACUAUAUGAGGCUGAUCUGCAACCUCUCAGCCUUAGGAGAAAAACUAAUUUGAAAAAAUAUUUCUCAAACCUCACCAGUUAUGGGACCCAGAAUCGAACGUCUGAGUUCUUGUUGGGGUGUACCAACAAUAAAAAAUUAAAGAAAAAUAGCCCUUUAAGCUUGGCUGACUCAGACAACUUGAUCCCAAAAAAUGUAAUUCAGCAUAGUUUGAAACAGAACAUUAAUCCCUCAAUUGGUUUAAACAGAGUCUACUUCCACACGGAUUUCCCUUCCCAGGUGAACAAGAAAUCAGAUGCACCGGCUUAUUUGAAACAAUUGGCUUUAGAAGUGAUAAACAAUAUCCCUGAGGACUCUAUAAUAAUGUAUAAGGAUGGUAGUCAGGAUGAACGUAACUGCUCUGGUAGUGGUGUUUAUAUUUUAUUCCAAGGGUGUGCAACAAAAUUAAGCAGAAGAAAUCCAGACUUUUGCUCAGUUUUUAAAAGCGAGCUUAUUGCUAUCGAUGAGGGGCUCGGUUCAAUUUUGUCUUCUCCCGGCUCUUCAGCCGUUUGGAUUCUGUCAGAUAGCCGAAGUUCCAUCCAGUACCUCUCUAAUUGGCAUAAAGUUGAAAUGCCAUUUGAUUCUAUGUCUUUCCUGUCUGGACACAUGAAGAACAAGGCAGACUAUGAUUCAGUUAAAAAAUAA
Molecule: messenger RNA, 894 nt
Organism: Uloborus diversus
Lineage: Eukaryota; Metazoa; Arthropoda; Arachnida; Araneae; Uloboridae
Exons: 3
Coding region: 1-894 (297 amino acids)
Molecular function (GO): nucleic acid binding
Source: RefSeq, a predicted model, not a curated record